Messenger RNA from Neltuma alba, 1655 nucleotides. RefSeq names its product probable inorganic phosphate transporter 1-3. The record is from RefSeq and is a predicted model, not a curated record. Gene Ontology annotation, biological process: transmembrane transport; phosphate ion transport. The coding region runs from base 17 to 1639 and encodes 540 amino acids. Gene Ontology annotation, molecular function: phosphate transmembrane transporter activity. Gene Ontology annotation, cellular component: membrane. The transcript is spliced from 2 exons. NCBI's taxonomy places the organism in Eukaryota, Viridiplantae, Streptophyta, Magnoliopsida, Fabales, Fabaceae.
UCUGGUCUUCUCUAAGAUGGCGGGGGAGCAAUUGGGAGUACUUACUGCGCUUGAUUUAGCCAAGACCCAAUGGUACCACUUCACAGCGAUUGUGAUUGCCGGGAUGGGCUUCUUCACGGAUGCAUAUGAUCUUUUCUGCAUCUCCCUCAUCACUAAGUUGCUGGGGCGAUUAUAUUACACCGAUCUUACCAAACCAAAGCCGGGAACUCUGCCGCCCAGUGUUUCAGCUUCUGUGACUGGUGUCGCCCUUUGUGGCACUCUGGCGGGCCAGCUAUUCUUCGGUUGGCUCGGCGACAAAAUGGGCAGAAAGAAGGUCUAUGGUAUCACUCUUAUUCUCAUGGUCGUCUGCUCCAUUGCCUCAGGCCUCUCUUUUGGCUCCAGCGCAAAGGCUGUUAUAGCCACACUUUGUUUCUUCCGAUUCUGGCUCGGUUUUGGAAUCGGAGGGGACUAUCCUCUUUCAGCCACAAUCAUGUCCGAAUAUGCCAACAAGAAGACUCGUGGGGCUUUUAUAGCUGCAGUCUUUGCCAUGCAAGGUUUUGGCAUCUUGGCUGGAGGGAUUGUUUCUUUGAUUGUCUCAGCUGCAUUUGACCAUAAGUACAAGCUUCCUACCUACGAGGAAGACCCAGCAGGUUCCAUCGUGCCUGAAUUGGACUACGUUUGGCGCAUCGUUUUAAUGUUUGGUGCACUACCUGCUGUUCUCACCUACUAUUGGCGAAUGAAAAUGCCAGAGACAGCCCGGUACACUGCUCUUGUCGCCAGGAAUGUGAAACAAGCAACUACAGAUAUGUCAAAAGUUUUGCAAGUCGAACUUGAGGUUGACGAGGAGAAGGUCAAUAGGCAUGCGGCUGAGAAUGAAUCCAAUAAAUUCGGCUUGUUCAGCAAGGAAUUUCUCAAGCGCCAUGGGCUGCAUUUGCUGGGAACCACUAGUACCUGGUUCUUAUUGGAUAUCGCCUUCUACAGUCAGAACCUUUUCCAGAAGGACAUUUUCUCUGCAAUCGGAUGGAUCCCUCCUGCAAAAGAAAUGAACGCAAUUCAUGAAGUUUACAAGAUUUCAAGAGCUCAGACACUCAUAGCUCUGUGCAGUACCGUGCCGGGUUACUGGUUCACAGUGGCAUUAAUUGAUUACAUGGGCCGUUUCGCCAUCCAAUUGAUGGGUUUCUUCUUCAUGACGGUCUUCAUGUUGGCCCUGGGCAUACCAUACCAUCACUGGACCUUAGAGUCCCACCGAAUCGGGUUCGUUGUGAUGUACUCCCUCACCUUCUUCUUCGCCAACUUUGGUCCAAAUGCCACCACAUUCGUUGUGCCUGCAGAGAUUUUCCCAGCAAGGCUAAGGUCUACAUGUCACGGAAUAUCAGCUGCUGCAGGAAAAGCGGGAGCGAUUGUGGGUGCUUUUGGUUUCUUAUAUGCGGCACAGAGCAGAGACCCUACAAAGACUGACGAAGGGUACCCUCCAGGAAUUGGGAUUCGAUACUCUCUGAUAAUGCUUGCUGUGAUCAACUUCGUUGGGAUGUUGUUCACCUUCUUGGUGCCAGAAUCAAAAGGCAAAUCACUGGAGGAGUUGAGUGGGGAGAACGAUGAUGGUGAAGAAGGUGUGGUGCGAACUGGGCAAGCUGCGACUGGCAGGACAGUUCCAGUUUAAUGGGGGUUCGCCCCAG